AUGCAGUCCGGUAUCUCCGCUUCUCAAGAGCUCAAAUCUGCCCUAGGCAGCCUCAUAACAUCGACCAGCCAACGCGGUAUCCUAGCAACGAUCCAGAAGGAAACAAUUGUACCCAGCGGCACAAUAUCCUCAAGUGCCUCGACCUUUGUCGACGAUCUCUCGAAUCUCCAGCCCCACGUCAAGGACAAUGCGGCAUUGUACAUUCUCCUCCGUCGCUCCGACAGCCUGAGCAGCUCAGAUAAGAGCCUUGUGGCAGUAACAUACGUCCCCAAUGCGGCGCCAGUACGACAAAAGAUGCUCUUCGCAUCCACAAGGCUGACCCUUGUUCGCGAAUUAGGCGGUGAACACUUUGCAGAAAGCAUCUUCACAACCGAAGCGUCGGAGUUGACAACUGAAGGCUGGGAGAAGCACGUAGCUCACACCGAGUCCGAGAACCCAUUGACCGCCGAAGAGCAGUCGCUGCAGGACAUCAAGGCCGCUGAGGCACUAGAGAGCAGGGGCACACGGGGCCAGAGUCUCGCCCAGGGCGGCAAGUUGGCAAUCCGUGCUGACAACGAAGUCGCAGAGGUAUUGAGGAAGCUGGGCCAGGGAGGUGGAGAUAAUCUCGUGCAGCUGAGAAUGGAUGGUGCGUCUGAGACGUUGAAGCUGGUAUCUUCAUCGUCAGCCACGCCAUCAUCCAUCUCUAGAGCUAUCGAUACAAAGGAGCCACGAUACGUGUUUUACCGCCACAACGACCCGGAUGCGUCGAUUGUUUUCAUCUCGACGUGUCCGAGUAGCGCGAAGAUUAGGGAACGCAUGAUUUACGCUGCGAGUCGCGGCAACGUCGUGUUGCUUGCACAAAACGAUGGUGGUCUCAAAGUGCUGAAGAAGCUCGAGGUCACGAAUCCGGAUGAGAUCACUGAGCAGAUUAUCUUGGAUGAGUUCAAGGAGGAGAAGAAGGAAGAGAGCAAAGGAUUUGCCAAGCCCAAGAGGCCAGGGCGCCGAUGA
Molecule: messenger RNA, 987 nt
Organism: Bipolaris oryzae ATCC 44560
Lineage: Eukaryota; Fungi; Ascomycota; Dothideomycetes; Pleosporales; Pleosporaceae
Exons: 2
Coding region: 1-987 (328 amino acids)
Biological process (GO): actin filament depolymerization; barbed-end actin filament capping
Cellular component (GO): actin filament; cytoplasm
Molecular function (GO): actin filament binding; actin monomer binding
Source: RefSeq, a predicted model, not a curated record